GCAUUUUUGAACGGCAUACCCGAAAACCAUCAGAUUUCCGACAGACCAAGAAGCCAGCGCACCUCCAUCGGGAGGAGGACGCUGCUGCUGCCGUGACAACUUUUGGACCUUCUCCAGACUCUGGCAACAGACAAAUACACUUUGAAAAACAGGGGAGAAAAAAAAAGCUUUACUAUGAAGUUGUCUGUGAUUCGAACUGGUCUUUGGAUACGUCAAACCCACAGGGGAACCCGGUUUCUCGGCUCGGCGUCGUGGAGACUCCGGUGUCCGAGCAGCCAGGUGAACGUCCGGGUAGCCAGCGGCGGCACCAAGCCCAAAAUGUUCUCCAGCGUUCGCAAACAAGUCGCGAAGGAAGAUGGGGUCCGGUGUGAGAGUUCUUUGAGUGAAGUGCUUCAGAGCACCAAGGAGAUGAUGGCGACUUUGAAGGCAAACAGCCCAGACGUCCAGCCUGUAUUAGCCAUCAUACAGGCAGGUGAGGAUGAUAGCUUGCUGGAGAGCAAUAAGAAAAUGGCAGCAAAGAUUGGCUUGAACAUUACUCAGAUCUGCCUUGCAAAAAACUGCAGUGAGGAAUAUAUUUUAGACGAGCUGUUGAAGUUGAAUGAGGACCCAAAGGUGCACGGUAUCUACCUUCACCUCCCCGCUGCUUUUCUCACCGCCCGAGUGCUCCAUGUACUAAAACCGGAGAAGGACGUCAGUGGGAUAUCUGAUUUGAAUAUGGGCUGUCUAGUACGAGGUGACAUGAGCAAAGUCUUUGUUCCACCCAUUGCCAGCGCUGUUGUGGAUCUGCUGCUAAAACACGACACUUCUCCGGAGGCAAAGACUGUGUUGCUGGUCGGAGAUGAAGGACCUGUUGGGGUGGCCCUGCAGUGCAUGAUGGAGAGGAGCGGCAUGGUCACUGUGAAGAGUUCCUGGAGCUCCACCAAUCUACAGAGACAGCUGAAGCAAGCUGAUGCUGUGGUCUUUUUCGGGGAGGGGACCAUGGAUGUCCCUACAGCCUGGGUUCGACCGGGCACUGCUGUAAUCUGCUGUGAGCCUGCCCCAGUAACAGAUGACCAUAAUCUGGAGAUGCCCUCGCAGUCUGAGAUAGAAUAUCUCACUGCCGCUUACAGAAUGCAGAAUGUUGUGUGCAGUGCCACUUGGUGGGUGAAGGAGCAGGAGUACCGCCCGUGGCGGUUGCGCAGCCUCAAACUACAGCCCCUCACUCCAGUACCGAGUGACAUAGAGAUUUCCAGAGCCCAGACACCCAAGCCCGUUGACCAGCUGGCCGAUGAAAUCGGCUUACUCCCGGAUGAAUUUGAGGCCUAUGGCCGGACCAAAGCUAAGGUUCGCCUCUCCUUGUUAAACCGCCUCCACGCACAGCCUGAUGGGAAAUAUGUGCUGGUAGCCGGUAUAACUCCCACCCCGUUGGGUGAAGGUAAAAGCACCGUGUCCCUCGGUCUCGUCCAGGCCUUGUCUGCCCACCUGAAGCUUAAUGCCUUUGCCUGUCUUCGUCAGCCUUCCCAGGGACCCACUUUUGGAGUCAAAGGAGGAGCUGCAGGUGGGGGAUAUGCUCAGGUCAUCCCGAUGGAGGAGUUCAACCUCCAUCUGACUGGUGACAUUCAUGCCAUCACAGCUGCCAAUAAUCUGCUGGCAGCAGCAGUUGAUGCCCGGAUGCUGCACGAGGCCACACAGUCAGACAAGGCUCUGUUCAGUAGACUCGUCCCUUCCGUGAAUGGAGUCAGGCAGUUUUCACCAAUCCAGAUUGCCAGACUGCGACGUUUAGGUAUCAGCAAAUCGGACCCUGGAUCUCUCACACCACAAGAAGUCAGCACCUUUGUCCGCCUCGACAUUGACCCUUCCAAAGUCACCUGGCAGAGAGUUGUUGACACAAAUGACCGUUUUUUGAGGAAGAUCACAGUUGGCCAAGCAAGCACAGAAAAAGGACAGAUGAGAGAGACUGGGUUUGACAUUGCAGUGGCCAGCGAGAUCAUGGCCAUCCUGGCUUUGGCAGAUGGCCUGGAGGACAUGAAGCAAAGACUUGGCCACAUGGUGGUGGGGACCAGUCGAUCUGGACAGCCUGUCACGUCAGAGGACCUGGGUGUGAGUGGGGCACUGACAGUUUUAAUGAAAGAUGCCAUCAAGCCUACAUUGAUGCAGACUCUUGAGGGUUCACCCGUGUUUGUUCAUGCUGGGCCUUUUGCCAACAUCGCCCAUGGCAACUCAUCGGUGCUGGCGGACAAGCUGGCUUUGAAGUUGGUUGGACAGGAUGGUUUUGUGGUGACUGAAGCUGGUUUUGGGGCAGACAUCGGGAUGGAGAAGUUCUUCAAUAUCAAAUGUCGAGCUUCAGGGCUGAGGCCCAAUGCGGUGGUGCUUGUCGCAACUGUCCGAGCACUUAAGAUGCACGGUGGAGGACCUCAUGUCUCAGCAGGUGCACCACUUCCAAGAGAGUACAUUGAUGAGAAUUUAACCCUAGUUGCUGGUGGUUGCCACACAAAUCUCAGGAAGCAGAUCCAGAUUGCACAUCUGUUUGGUGUACCUGUAGUCGUGGCGCUCAAUGUUUUCAAGACGGACACCCAGGCGGAGAUUGAUCUUGUAUGUCAGCUUGCCAAAGAAUGUGGUGCUUCUGAUGCAGUGUCGUGCAACCAUUGGGCCCAGGGUGGGCGAGGUGCUUUAGAACUGGCCAAGGCUGUGAAGGAAGCCACCAGCAGACCCAGCAACUUCCAGUUUCUGUACAACUUAGAAAUGCCUGUUGUGGAGAAGAUCAGAACAAUAGCCCAAAAAGUGUAUGGGGCUGAUGAUAUUGAGCUGUCUCCAGAGGCCAAGGUCAAGAUAGAUUACUACAACCAACAGGGUUAUGGUUCGCUGCCCAUCUGCAUGGCCAAGACGCAUCUGUCUCUGUCCCACAUGCCCGACAAGAAGGGUGCACCUACUGGAUUUGUUUUGCCAAUUCGAGACGUGCGAGCUAGUGUUGGUGCUGGCUUCAUCUACCCACUUGUGGGAACAAUGAGCACCAUGCCUGGCCUGCCGACCAGACCCUGUUUUUACGACAUUGACCUUGACCCUGUUACAGAAGAGAUAAAAGGGCUCUUCUGAGCAUUCUCAGGAUUUUCAUGCACCAUCAAUCUCAUCCAUCCCCUGUCCUUUGAAGAGGAAUUGCUCCCCACCUCAGCUUUCCACACAUCACAGUAACGUCUCUUUUGGGGUGAGGUGCAGAUUACUGGGGUAUAUUAGCUUUAUGCAGUAUUUGCACAUAUGUGUGAUAACUUAGAGCAGGGGAAAUGUUACAGCCAUACUGUGGUGAUAGACGCUGCAUUGGACCUCUUUGCACAAUGUUUUUUCCUUAUACAGUAUAGUUUUUAAUAGGUUUUCAUUGAUUUCAGCUACAUUGCUUAUAAAGGUGCAGUUUUUUUAAUGCGUUUGGUCAUGUCUGGUGUAUUCUUGUCUUUUAAUUGUGGCAUUACUCAAAUCUCUCCUACACAACACUACUAUGAUGGUACUGCUGUACUAUUUGACCUUCAGCCAUUAGGUCUUAUUUUAACAUAACAUUGCGUUUGCCAUCCAUUUUGGCAGCUACAUUUUAUGAUCCAGCGACAAACAUGUGCGACAUGCAUCCUGAUGCUGCUUACUGCAAAUUAGGGUGAUUUGAUAACAGCCACAUCACACUGACAUGUGUACCUUGUGCCAGUUUAUGUUUUUGAGUGAACAUUCAUGUUGAUGGCUAACAAUUUUGUGCCAUUUUAAAUAAACGGUUUUUAUUCACUCCAAUAUGGUUUGUGUUUUUACACCUGGCAGUUCAGUGUGUCUCUUUGUGCAUGCUUUUCCACUCUGAGGCGAUGCCUCAAGACAGACCUAUUUUUGUCACAUGGAGAUUUUCCUCUCAGUGCUCCAGUUAGAGGUCGACUUGUUUCAGAUCAUCUAUCUCCAUCUUACCCUGUUUUCUGCAUUUUCUUCUGUUUCACCAAUCACCUGCAUGCUCUGAGGCAUAAACCCCCUCUUUGGACUGGAGGCUCCAUCUUCAGCAUCCUUCUCUGUAUAUACCCUGCAUCCCUCCUCUACCUGCUGUCACUAUCUCAGUCUUGCCUGUUUCACUUUGUCUCUAAACUGCCCAACCUGUGCUGUCCCUCUGAUACAUUCCUUCUAAUCCUGUCUGUCCUUGUCGUUGCCAAAGAAAAUUACAGCAUCUUCACCUCUGCUGCUUCCAGCGCCGAUAAAUCAUACAAUGUAGCUGGUCUCUCUGCAGUCUUAUAAACCUUCCCUUCCACUCUUGCAGAUAUCCUUCUAUCACAAAUCACUCCUUCCCCCACUCAGCCCUGCCUGCACUCUCUGCUUUGCCUCUGUCACACUCUCCAUGACUUUGAACAGUUGACUCCAUGUAAUUUAACUCUUCUGAGGGGAGGUGAUGGUCAAGUGGUUAAAACUGUGGACUUAUGAUCAGAGGCUCCUCAGUUCAAGUCUCAUUCUGACCGGAAAGUCACUCAGGGCACUUUGGAAAAGUCCUUAAUCCCCACGUUGCUCCC
Thalassophryne amazonica is the source of this 4496-nucleotide messenger RNA. It is a transcript of the gene mthfd1l, whose product is annotated as methylenetetrahydrofolate dehydrogenase (NADP+ dependent) 1 like. The record is from RefSeq and is a predicted model, not a curated record. Gene Ontology annotation, molecular function: methylenetetrahydrofolate dehydrogenase (NADP+) activity; formate-tetrahydrofolate ligase activity; methenyltetrahydrofolate cyclohydrolase activity. Gene Ontology annotation, biological process: tetrahydrofolate interconversion. NCBI's taxonomy places the organism in Eukaryota, Metazoa, Chordata, Actinopteri, Batrachoidiformes, Batrachoididae. Gene Ontology annotation, cellular component: cytosol. The transcript has 28 exons. Bases 175 to 3072 code for a protein of 965 amino acids.